This is a messenger RNA of Cheilinus undulatus (humphead wrasse), 3435 nucleotides long. It is a transcript of the gene arxa, whose product is annotated as aristaless related homeobox a. Gene Ontology annotation, biological process: regulation of transcription by RNA polymerase II. The transcript has 5 exons. Gene Ontology annotation, molecular function: DNA-binding transcription factor activity, RNA polymerase II-specific; RNA polymerase II transcription regulatory region sequence-specific DNA binding. The coding region runs from base 84 to 1466 and encodes 460 amino acids. Lineage: Eukaryota; Metazoa; Chordata; Actinopteri; Labriformes; Labridae. The record is from RefSeq and is a predicted model, not a curated record.
UGCGCGCGAGAGAGAGUGAGAGAGAGAGAGCGCGAGGGUGAGAGACUGACAGCCGUUACAGGAGCACGAACCGAGGCGUCGAUAUGAGCGGUCAGUUUGAGGAAGAUAUCCACGACCGGACUGAGAGAAAGAGCAGUAAAUCCCCGACGCUGCUUUCUUCUUACUGCAUUGACAGCAUACUGGGCCGCCGGAGCCCCUGUAAGGUCCGGCUGAUAGGGGCGCAAAGUUUGACGGGUCUGCCCGGGAGAGGGGAGCUCGACAAGACGGCUGAAAGACCAACCAAAGACCCCCUCACCCUCAGCGCCGACAUGCACCUGCCACCAAAGCUCCGCCGGCUGUACGGACCCGGCGGGAAGUACCUCCACGAGCACCCGGAGACUCUGGACAGGGAGCGGCUCCUCCUGGAGCAGGCCAGCGACAGCUUAAAAAUCAGCCAGGCGCCGCAGGUGAGCAUCAGCCGCAGCAAAUCCUACCGUGAGAACGCAUCACUGAGCCGGGGAGAGGGCGACCAGAGCCCCGGGGAGGGCUCGGAAGACGGUAGCAUGGGACUGGUGGAGCUCGGCCCGCUGAAGUUCGAGGAGGACGCGGGGAAGGAGGAGAGCUGUGGGGACCCGGCAGCUCUGUCCCCGAAGGACGAGGAGAGGGAGAGCUUGAACGCCGGGGAUGGGGACGUGAGGGACGGGGAGGACAGCGUGUGUCUGUCGGCGGGCAGUGACUCGGAGGAGGGGAUGCUGAAACGGAAGCAGAGAAGAUACAGGACUACAUUUACCAGUUACCAACUGGAGGAGCUGGAGAGAGCUUUCCAGAAGACACAUUACCCCGACGUCUUCACCAGGGAGGAGCUCGCGAUGCGUUUGGAUCUGACCGAGGCCCGCGUGCAGGUGUGGUUCCAGAAUCGAAGAGCCAAGUGGAGAAAACGUGAGAAGGCAGGGGUGCAGGCCCAUCCGUCAGGCCUCCCCUUCCCCGGCCCCCUAGCAGCAGGCCACCCUCUCAGCCACUACCUGGAAGGAGGGCCCUUCCCUCACCACCCCCACCCCGCCCUGGAGUCAGCCUGGACAGCUGCUGCAGCCGCAGCCGCUGCCUUCCCCGGCCUGGCACCUCCACCCCACAACGGUUCUGCUCCGCCUCUGGCCACGCCACUCGGCUUGGGCACUUUCCUUGGCACGGCGGCCAUGUUUCGGCACCCAGCAUUCAUUGGACCCACCUUUGGCAGGCUCUUCUCCAGUAUGGGCCCAUUGACCAGUGCUUCCACCGCCGCUGCUCUCCUCCGUCAACCCGCCCCUCCUGUAGAGAACCCCUCCCACGCGGGCCCCGUCCUCCCCGACCCUUCCUCUUCCUCCUCUUCCUCAGCAGACCGCAGAGCAUCCAGCAUUGCAGCGCUGCGCCUCAAGGCCAAGGAACACUCAGCUCAGCUCACCCAGCUGAACAUCCUGCCCGCCGGAGCCACAGGGAAGGAGGUGUGCUGAACACUCGACACCAGCUGUAGGCCUCCACAUUGCUGGGCCCACGUCCCAUUCCAUGACACCCCCCUCCCAAAAAAAAAACCCCCACUCAUACCUCUGGAGGGUGGCAUUCCCUCCUGUGCGACUGUCCCUGUUACCUCAUGUUUCCCCAACAAGAUAGCACGACCAAAUUCAGAAGAGCACUGGCUAAAAAGUGUGUGUUUGUGUGUGCAUUACCACCAGCGAAAUAUGAUUUUACAUGCCAUACAAAAACCUUUCUGACCUAAAGGCCAAUAACGUUAAUAUUUUAACACAUUUUUACAAAACUAGCAAUAUCUAUGAACAAAACCGUAGCAAAAAGCAGACUAAAUUAUUUCAAAUAUUUAUUUUUGAUCUAAAUAUUUCUUCAUUUUCUCAAUAAAUCAAACUUAUAAUUUAGGCUGCAUGCAAUUUCUAUUAACUUAAAAAAACACCUAGCCAGUGGGGAAAUGCACCCUAGUACAAGGAGACACUCAAUUUUUAUUUAAUGCCCCUUUGUUGUGCGACAGCGCUACAUUUCAGGGUUAAAAUAUCUUUACAAUAGCACAAGUUUUUAAAUGAUACAUUCUCCAUUAUUUUAAUGAACGCAGGUAUGAGAAAAUGCCGAAGCUACACCUAUUUUAUAAGAAAGGUGCUUAGGAGAUGAAUGAAUCCAACAAGCUAAUUCCUGCACACUUUCUAAAUUGCACCAAAUCAUCUGCAGCAUCUUCUGUACCAAAUUUUGCCAGCACAUUUGUGCAAUUUAGACAGUGUGUAGGACUUUGAUUGAAAAUUUGGAACAAGUGAAUACAAGAAAGUUCUCGAUUUUGAAUUGCCUAGGCACCAGUUUUUGUUGCUAUGAUAUCAAAAAAGGUCCAAUUAUCUUUUGAUUUUUUACCAAUACCAUAUUUUGCUGAAAAUCUGGUAUCAUGAAAACACCACCUUAUAGUAAAUAUUUUUUCUUUCACUGUUUAUUUGAUCAGAUUCAGAUUUGAGCUGCAAAACAGUUAACACAUCCACACAUAUUGCAUCAGGUCUGAUAACUGUAACUGUGAUAAAUUAUGUUAAAAAGCAAUUUUCUGCUGCUUUUCUGCUGUUUUAUAAUUUAAGGAAAUAAUUCAAUAACAGGAUACUGACAUAAAAAAGAUUUUUCCUUUUAGAGAGGGGUUUAUAGUUUAACACACACACACACACAAGCAUAAGAACUGCAGGGGAACCCAGACUUUGACAAGAGAUUCUCGUGCUACUUUAAAAUGUGGACAACUUGAGAGCUCAGCGUUAACUCUGCUUAAUCUGUAUGCACUAAUGUGGGCUAAGCUGGUGUAGUUCUGAAAUAAAGAAGCGUUGGAGGAGGUCCCCCACCCCUUACCCCCCCAGAACCAAAGGAAAAACUGUUCAUAGACCUUCCAUAGCCUUCUCUCCAGGCCGGGCUCCUCUCCACUGCUUGCUUGUCCAACGGUCACACUUGGCAUUACCGCUUAAAAAUAUUUGCCUGAACCAAACCAGAGUUACUUCAGUUCAACGGACAUUCAAACCUCCCUCCAUUAUUUUGUGGCAUUUCAGUUGAGUGUGACUCCAGGACACGCGAGCAAAGUUGGUGUCUGAGCUGUCUGAUGACCUGACUGUGUGAAAGACAAACUGUACAUAAUGUGUAAAAAGUAAACAAAAAAGUUCAAGGAAAAGGAUGAUUUUCAAAAUAAGGUUGUGUAUAUUUGAGGAGAGCAUUUGCACUCAGUGUAGUGUUUAAUGAAUGUCGCCCUGUGUAGACUUUCACCUGUGUUUAUGAAUUAUUAGCUUUUUAGAUGAUUAUUUAUGUCUAAAUUCCCCCUGGAGGACGCAAAUGAAGAAAGAUUUUUUCUUUUAAAGUGACUGUCAGUUUCCUGGUUUAAUAAUGCUAAUUUGAAUAAAUUACACUGGUUAAAUGAGUUAUCUUUUAUUAUUAUUUCAAAUUCCUUUAGGACUGACAUAGGCCUAA